UUCAUUUACGGUGAAACAGAAAGUGAAACAGGGUUAUAUUUUACAACAUAACAGAUCAGGCCUGCGAGCUCAGACAACGACGGAAACGAUUCCACACCAAUACUGAGCGGAAGCCUAACAGGUCGACCAUGUCGGAAAGUCAUCUAAUGGUCUUUUUAGUCCUCCUAUCAAUCCUUCCUACUGAAUCAACGAUUGGAAUUCUCAAUUCAAUGAACGACCUGAAGAAAAUCCCCUUCGGCCAAUCGGUGCCCAAGCACAGCCUUGUGCUGCUCAACUGGUUUGCCAACAUCCUCCAAAUGGAGUACAUUCCCAAUUUAGAGCUUCCCUUUAACCCAAACGAUGGACACUAUGGUACUCAUCACUAUGGAAACUUUGAGGGAGUCCUGGAUCGAGUGCCCUUCGGCCACCGGUACUUCACCCUCGGCAACAUCAACCCCAAUAUCAACAAUAACAGAAAGUCUUUGCCCUCUUAUGUCAUGGGUCACCCAAAACAUCUGUUGGGGAGGGAGGAACGGAACAGGGCUCGCAUCAUUUUCUCUCACUCGUACCACACAAACACCAUCGGCCAGGUGUUCAUCACACAGCACUACCAGGCCAAUCAGCAACGGGGGACUGUGUAUGACCCAGUGCACACCUACCGGAUCACCAUCAACCUCUUGAGGGAGCUCAGAGAAUUUGACUUGGAUCAUAUUACUAGUCAUUCCGCGCUGUCAGAGCUCGGAGGCGACUUUGGGAGCCGCAUCUCAGACCAUGAACUUUCCUCAUUAAGGGGCAGGCUCGCAUGUGUCGGACUGCUGUUGUUCAUCGUGAUCAACGAGAGGAAUUCGCCUUGCAGACCCAACAGAGUUCCUAAGAUUCGACGAAGGAUAAUUCUGCAGUCACUUAGGAUUUAUCCACAAUUCGACUACCUACAAACUCUUAAGGACAUUGUUGAUGAAUCGUUACUGUUAAAGAGAUUAGGCCUACUAGCAGUAAUAAUGGUCGUGAUAAUUGUAUACAUGUUCCAGAAAUGAAUUUGUGAUGCUAAAGUGCUUGACGUAACAGAACAAGACCAGAAUAAAUUAAAUGUAAAUGGACUGCAUUUAUAUAGCGCUUUUCUAACCAUUGGCCACUCAAAGCACUUUACAAUAUUCACUCACAUUCACCAUUCACGCACACAUUCACACACCGACGACGGAGUCAACCAUGCAAGGCGACAGCCAACUCGUCGGGAGCUAACAGUCAGGGUUAGGUGCCUUGCUCGUUUUUUUCAGUCUGUAGUCCUACUUUCGCUGUAUUCACAUCCCACUUGUUCAUAAAAAGAAGCACUCUUUCUAUUGUGAUAACAAAAUCAAUAAAAACUUUUUUGUCUUAA
This is a messenger RNA of Gadus morhua (Atlantic cod), 1354 nucleotides long. RefSeq lists its product as uncharacterized. The transcript has 2 exons. Bases 129 to 1013 code for a protein of 294 amino acids. The record is from RefSeq and is a predicted model, not a curated record. NCBI's taxonomy places the organism in Eukaryota, Metazoa, Chordata, Actinopteri, Gadiformes, Gadidae.